This is a messenger RNA of Aedes aegypti (yellow fever mosquito), 3651 nucleotides long. It is a transcript of the gene Stam, whose product is annotated as signal transducing adapter molecule 2. NCBI's taxonomy places the organism in Eukaryota, Metazoa, Arthropoda, Insecta, Diptera, Culicidae. The transcript is spliced from 7 exons. The record is from RefSeq and is a predicted model, not a curated record. Gene Ontology annotation, cellular component: ESCRT-0 complex. Bases 543 to 2750 code for a protein of 735 amino acids. Gene Ontology annotation, molecular function: phosphatidylinositol binding; ubiquitin binding. Gene Ontology annotation, biological process: protein transport to vacuole involved in ubiquitin-dependent protein catabolic process via the multivesicular body sorting pathway.
CUCACCUCGGCUGCUGUCGUCGUCGUCACAGAGAGCAAAAAGAAAAAAAAAACUUUCGAUCGUACAUUAGAGCGAUUUUCGACGGUGAAAAUACAGAGGAUUUUCGCGUACAAAUUUCAGUCUUUCGGAAGAGAAAACGUGUUAAAUUACGAGAUUUGAGUUGCCUUCAAGCGUCGGUGAAGGAAUCCGCCCGGGAAACGCGUGGGAUCGUGCGAAAAACGGGAUUUUCCUCCUAACAAAGGUUCUUCCCUCGGGACAACACAUACUCGCCAUUGCCUUCGCAUAGACGUCGUAAGGAGGGGAAGAAAAGUGACAGUGCAGAAGAGCGAGAGUGUAGUGUGCGGGACACAAAGUCGCUCUGAUUAUUUUGCUUUUACUGCGAUUUCGAGACCCGCAGGAGGAGAAGCAGACACGGAAUCGGCCAAACGAGGUGUGGGAGAGGCCUGAGACAGUGAAGUGUGCAUCAUCAAUAGCUACGCAGGAAGCAAGACAAGGAAGCUGUUACGAGAGGAAACUAGUCCGGAACCGUCUCGGAUCGAAUAAUGGGUCUCCUGGGGAACUCCAAUUCGCUGGUGUCGGAUAUAGAGAAAGCCACCAGCGAAACCAACACACAGGAGAAAUGGGGUCUUAUAAUGGACGUUUGCGACAAAGUGACCAACGGGGCAGUCAAUCCGAAGGAAUGCUUGAAAACGGUCAUCAAACGACUCAACCACAGCGAUCCCCAUGUAGUCAUGCAGGCCAUUACGCUUCUGGAUGCUUGCGUGAGUAAUUGUGGAAAGCAAUUCCACCUGGAAGUGGCAUCCAGGGAUUUCGAAACCGACUUUCGCAAACUGCUGCAGAAGAGUCAACCCAAAGUUAAUACGCGACUGAAACUAUGCCUGAAAAAGUGGGCCGAAUCGGAAUUCAAAAGCGACCCACAGCUAAACCUGAUCCCGUCGCUGUACGGGAAGCUACGUGCCGAAGGGUACGACUUCAGUGAUCCCUCGGUGACGCCCAAGCGCGAGGUCCCGCUGAGUAAGGAUCCAAACGUGGUAUCUAGUCAACAGGAGGAAGAAGAUAUUGCCAAGGCGAUCGAACUAUCGCUGAAGGAAACCAAGAGCUCGGCGGGCGGCAGCAAUCAGUCGCCGAAGAUGUCCUCCGGGGGAGGUGCUGCCGCAUCGAGCUCUAUCUACCCGUCGUUGCUGUCGUCCUCGGCACCGGUUGUAGAACCGAGAAAAGUUCGUGCUCUGUAUGACUUUGAGGCAGCUGAAGAUAACGAACUAACGUUCCACACGGGGGAAAUCAUCAUGGUGUUGGACGACAGCGACCCAAACUGGUGGAAAGGACAGAACCAACGUGGGGAGGGAUUAUUUCCAUCUAACUUUGUUACGUCAGAUCUGAAUGCGGAACCGGAGGGAACUACCAAGAGCAAGAAAAAUGUACAAUUUUCCGAUGAGCAGAAAAAGGACGAAGAGGAGAAAGUGAGGGAGCAGGUAGUGGAAAUUGAUGAGGAGAAAAUUGAUCGACUGUUGCACUUGUUGCAUGAAGCAGAUCCAGAGGACCCUUCAGCGGACACCGAUGAGAUGCUACAGCUGGAGCAAAUGGUCAAUCAAAUGGGUCCAUUGAUAGAUACCGAACUGGAGCGAGUUGAUCGAAGGCACGCUCAGUUGACUCAAUUGAGUGCUGAUCUGGUGGAAGCGAUAAACUUAUAUCACACGCUAAUGCGUGAACCGGAUCGCUCGAUGAUGAUGGGACCUCCCGGGUACGGAAUGGGAGGAUAUCCAGGCCAACCUCAAAUGUCCGGAAUGUACAGUAUGCCCGGAAUGUAUGGUCAGAAUAUGCCAGGAAUGUAUCCAGGAAUGGGAGGUAUGCCUGGUGCUAUGCCACCAUAUGGUAUGGGUCAGCUUCGACACGAUAUGGCUCAGAUGGGUGUAAGUGCGGUACCUCAGUUUCCUCCUCCCCAACAAGCAAUGCCUACAAUGUCUCAGAGUGGACCUUCUAGUCUACCACCCCAGCAAAUCCCUACCAGUGGAGCUCCUACUGGUAUGCAUGGCUUAGUGCAACAACCAACAGCUGCAGGACAGCCUCCAAUGCACCAACAUAUGCCCAAUCAACCGGGAACUCAACAACCGCAGGCCACUCAGUCUCAACCUAUGCCAAAUAUGCCAAUGCAGCAACCACCCAGUAGUGCAGCUCCCCAUAUGAUGAACAUGAAUCACAUGCAGUCUCAAUUGCCACCCAAUUUUUCGAAUCCCACAUCGCCCCCUCCGGUAGUUAGUUCAGGUCCCGCAUCUUUGCCUCCACCGCAACAACAGCAGCCUCCACAGAUAUCGAAUCAACCGGUUCCUCGACCACAGAUACCACCACAACAUCAUUCUCUACCAGUUUCCGCCCCUUCCGGAAGCUUUCCCCCAUACGGAGCAGUGCCACAGUCUCAACCAAAUGGACCUGUCCCCCAUUCGCAACCACCAACAGCAACCGCUCCGCCUCCCAUGAACAUGAACCACCAUCCUCAUCCUCAACAGCAGCAAAUGGCACCGGUCCCGCCCUACCAGUCCUUACCACCCUACAUGCAAAUUCCACCCGGAAACGCUCCCGGAGGAUUUCCUCACCAUCAUCACAUGCUGGGCCACAUGAUGCCACCACCCGGAUCGCCCCUUGCCAUCAACACGGCCACCAAUUCGCCGCAGAACAUUCCAAUCUAUCAGCAGCAACGCAAGAAGAAGCCUAACAUUCAAGACUCAACCCCCUCCCCACGAUUCGAACGGUGAUCGCUGGCGGCAUUGAUUUGCGUUUUUCCUUUCGGUUUCGGCAAAGGUAGAUUCUGCGAUAAGGAGUUUGCUUACUCGAGCUGCGUUUUGAUAUACCUUCAUCCUAUGCAUGUUAUAGCGAAUAAAGAAAUGAAAGAGGAAAAUUAUGAUCAUAUAAAACACUAAAUUACUAUGAUUAUAUGAAUAUUAUGUAUUUAAACUGAAGUAAUAUAAAACAAUAUUAAAAUAAUUGAUAGAAUUAUCCAUUCCCGUCAGAUCCAACAGCUAGAUUCUAAAUCUGAAUGUUUCUUUUUGUAAAAUUUAUUUUGAUAGUUUAAUUUUUCUUGUUUCGUUUUUUUAAGUUCAUACACAUUCAGAAAAUUUCGAAGGCGUUUAAUAGUGAUCGAAGUUUUGAUAAGUUUAGUGAAUUACAUAAAUUUUACACAAGUACCGUAAAAACUCCACUCAGCAAUUAGAAUUUCGGUAAAAGUUCCGGAUGAGCCAAAGCGAAUUUUAUGGAAAAUUGUUGAAAAAAGGAAACUAAUCUAGAAUACGGGAGUGGGAUCUGACGGGACCGGUUUACAGAUGGAAGACAAAUACCCGCGCUUAGAAAUGCAGAGGAUGGUCGUAAAACUGCAAUGGUUUAUAAAUGUCAAACGAUCAUCAAUUUGAUUUUGAACGUUAGUUGACUAGAUAUUGACAGAAAAGCGAUCGUAUAACCGGUUCGAAGUCCAAAUUCAAGUUCGAAGGCAUUGCAGUUAUCGAUCAUCUGACGUAUGGUUUGAAUUGAAGGCAAAACGUAAGGCGAACGGGUUUAUAAAAAUGUGUAAUAUAAUGAGAUAAGGUGUACAACCGAGCUGAGAAACCAACAGCGGUUUAAUAAAGAUUAUUCGAUAAUACAUUAAAGUAAAAAAAAAGUUAA